This is a messenger RNA of Labeo rohita (rohu), 3580 nucleotides long. Its product is annotated as hormonally up-regulated neu tumor-associated kinase homolog A. Gene Ontology annotation, cellular component: cytoplasm. Bases 322 to 2541 code for a protein of 739 amino acids. The transcript has 10 exons. NCBI's taxonomy places the organism in Eukaryota, Metazoa, Chordata, Actinopteri, Cypriniformes, Cyprinidae. Gene Ontology annotation, biological process: intracellular signal transduction; protein phosphorylation. The record is from RefSeq and is a predicted model, not a curated record. Gene Ontology annotation, molecular function: ATP binding; protein serine/threonine kinase activity.
GAGACAGUCUAGAUGAAAAACACUGAUAAAGCGAGGUAGACCUGAGGCUAGAGACAAGCAAAAGACAGAUACCUGGUCUCAACACACAGCAUGUGAUUGUGGAUCAGCAUCUGAACAAUAGAAAAGCACAUGAGACGAGCGAAGAGUGGAUAUUCUCCUUCCUGACAGGACAGACAAACACCAACAGCAUAAGAAGAACCAAUGAGACCGGCCUCCAUCACACAUGCCCUUAUUCUCUUGCCAACCUGUCUUCCUUCAUCCUCCACCUGUCCACUCGGUGUCAUCCUGUGGAUCUGCUAGCAGACGGGCAUCACUGGCGUCAUGCCGGCGGCGUUGAAGUCAUCUCUGGAUGGGAGCAUGACAGAUUCAGGGGAGCUGGAGCAGGCGGCAACUCCCUGCUUCGGAAAAGUGCCCCGUGACCUGCUCCAAAACUUUCCUCACACUAAGCGUGUGGGCAGCUACCUGGUGGGCAAAAUGAUCAACAAGGGCUCGUUCGCCAAGGUUAUGCUGGGCAUGCACAUCAGUACGGGAGAGAAGGUGGCGAUCAAGGUGAUAGAUAAGAAGAAGGCUCGUCAGGAUUCGUACGUUUUAAAAAACAUGAAGCGCGAACCCCGGAUUCACCAGCUGAUACGCCACCCGAACAUUGUCUUGCUGCUGGAGACGUUGGAGACUGAGAACUGCUACUACAUGGCCAUGGAGCUGUGCGGAGGAGGAGACCUUAUGGAUCGAAUCUGUGAACGCAAACGGCUGGAGGAAAGAGAGGUCCGGAGGUACACCCGUCAGAUACUGUCUGCAGUCGAACACCUGCAUCGACACGGGAUAGUUCACAGGGACUUGAAGAUUGAGAACUUCCUACUGGAUGAGCACAGCAACAUCAAGAUAGUAGACUUUGGUCUGAGUAACACACUGAAGGCAGAUUCUCUUUCUCUGGAGCUACUUAACACUCAGUGUGGCAGUCCUGCUUACGCAGCUCCUGAAUUGCUGGCCCACAGGAAGUACGGCCCUAAAGUGGAUGUGUGGUCUGUGGGUGUGAGUAUGUUUGCCAUGUUGACUGGCACUCUACCAUUUACGGUGGAGCCCUUCAAUAUCAAGCAACUUCAUCAAAAAAUGGUGAAUGGAGAAAUCAGUCCGAUACCAUCGGACAUUAGCAAAGCGGCUGUACAGUUUGUCUUGUCUCUGCUCGAGCCAGAACCAGCAAAAAGGCCAACAAUAAAAGCAGCAAUGGAGGAUAAAUGGUUGAAUGAGGGUUAUGCCAAAAGACCCCUCCAUACACUCACUCAUAAAAACAGGCUGCGUCCUGAGGAACUGAAUACAGCUGUGUUAAACUACAUGACUGAAUCUCUAGGUUACGGUCUAUCUGAUAUCAUCCACACUGUCAUCAGUAACAAGCCGUCAACCAUUAUGGCUUGCUAUCAUCUACUGCUGAAAAAACUCACCAGGCAUCAGAAAGUAGUGAGGACCAUGAAGAGAGAAGAGAACAGUGAAUGGAAUCUUCUGAAUAAGGGCUUGUCGAGAGGAAGAAGCAAUGCAAGUGCACAGAGUCAGCAGCAGUCUCCUCAGAGUGACACAGCCAAUGAGAGGAGCUUAAGGCAGGCCAGUAAGACCCAGCAGAGCCAAUCACAGGAGAGAGAGGCCCAGAGUGGCACAAAAAGGGCAGCGGAGACCAUCAGACCAAAGCAGCCAAGCCUAGUGGACAGAGCAGAUUCUCCCUCCUCCCUGCCCGUGGAUGCAGCUAAUGAGAUUGCCAUACUGGUCGAGACACAUGAUGGCCUGAUUCCUAAGGUCUUAACUUUUGGUGAGAAGGAGAUGCUUUGUGUCUCACCGCCUAAGUGUUCCUGCAGAGAGGGGAGUGGCACCAAACUCUGUGACUCCGCCCCUUGUGAUGCCACUGUAACCAUAGACACCUCUAGAGACUCCCAGACAAUGAAAGCCUCAAUCAAACCACAUGAUCUGAGGCCAGUUUACUCUGACAAAUAUCAAGUGCUGGAAUAUGAACAUCAGCCUGAUGACAAGUUAGAGAAGUUGCAGACGUUCUAUUCCGAGAAAGGGGCUUCUCCCAGAACGGGACAGCGCUUUAAGGAUCUAUUACUGGCCAUUGAGGAGAAAACCUACAAUGCUCGCCACCUCAGCGCAAUGGAAACCACAACACAGACCUCCCCUUUACCUCGACUACGUCACACAGGAACGCUGAAGGAAGCCACUCCUAGAAAAGUCACUUGGGUUGGUCUUACGCGCCACGCAACGCCUGGCACAGGCUCCUCGCCUUUCUUAGUAAAUGGGUCCAAACCGCCAUUGUUUCCAUCUCAGAGACAACAAGCUCUCGUCAUUAAAAACCUGAGACAUGCAAAGGAGAAGAGAAACACAGGAACGGGAGGGGGAGGAGGGAUCGGUAUCCCCAGUAAUACUGCGAAAAGAAACUCUGUUCAGUUGCGAACGGCUAUACAGCGCAGAGUCACUGACCUCAACUUACCAAUGCUUCCGUCUGCUUUACAAAACAAAUCUGACAAAAAGACAGAAAUACUCAGAAUGGAUUUCGGGUAACGUUUAAGGAACUGAGGCCUUCCCAAAGGAAACAUGCUGGGUUCAUUACAAGUCAGGCUAAGUUGAAAGCAUUUAUGGCAUAAUGUUGCUUACCACAAAACAAAUCAUUUUGACCCCUCAUCUUCUUUAAGGCAAAAACCAAAGACAAAACCAUUGUUUUUUCAUGCACUGGCCAGUUUUGAUAUUUUGCCUGUUUUACAUCCAUAAUAUGUCAGACUAGUAGACAAAAAACAGCUAAACUACAAGUUUAAGUGCUUAUUUUACUACACUCUUUAUAUUUAUAGAUUUCAAAUACAAUACAAACAGCGCUGGGUAGUAAUUGAUUACAAGUAAUCUGGAUUACAUAAUCAGAUUCCAAAUAUUAAGUACUUGUAAUUAGGUUAAAUUAGAUUUAAAUAUUUGUAAUCAGACUACGAUUACUUUUUUAUUGAUUACAUGAUUAAAUUUCAUCUUUUUUAGUAAGUGUCUUAUUUUGAUUGGUGUUAUUUUAAAAUAACUUUACAUUUUUAUGAUUUAAUCAUUAGUUUUUCAUAAAACAAACCCCCCUGCAGUUCCUUCACGAACCCCAAUUUUGUAAACCUUGAUGUAAUGCACUUCAUGUUGUUAUUAAUUAGUGGUAUUUUUAUAUCAAUAUGGUACACGAUUGUCCUAUUUAAAUCAAUGUGAUAAAUGAGUUAGUUCAAAAGUAUAUUAAAAAAAAUAAUCAGUAAAUAACAAUCAGUAAUGGACUAAAAUUUUUAAGUAAUGUACCCUGCACUCAAUACUAAUCUUCAAAGGCUGUUUUCUCAAAAACAAAUUUUUUCCCCUGUCAGAUAUUCCUAUCUAUAUUCUAAAGCUUUUUACAGAUGAGUUUGUUAAUUUAGAAUCUGCCUGGUUUAUAUAAAAUUUUAAGAGAGAGAUCCAAAAUUCCCUCUGGGUCAUUCUGUGUCAAAUCAACCAGCUCAAUUUUGUAAUUUUAUUAAUAUACUUUAACAAAGUUACAGGCACACACAUUUUGAAAAAAAUGCAUGUUUAUGUUACUCAAACAGAUAUGUCCUAU